UCUCUCUCUCUCUCUCUCUCUCUCUCUCUCUCGGUGCGCAAUAAUACAUACGUAUAUCGGUGAAAGAGACGAGUGCGAGUAUUCGCUAAUUGCGCCGAUUGCGCGUACGACGACGGUAUCGGGACGAAACGGAGUGACCGUGCCGCGUGACGAGAUCGUAAGCUUGCUCGAGCAAGUGAGUGAGUGAGUGAAGACAUAAAUGUAAGAGAAAGAGAGAAAGAAAUUGAGAAACAUUGAUAGCGCUCAGGGCUCUAGUGUGGCGUGCGCGGACCCCGUCUGUUCUGUUUGCUAGGGUUAAAGAAAACGAGACGAUAUCGUGGGUGCCUCGCUAAAAUGGCGCUGAUCGGCACCAUCGUCGGCCGAUAGGAAGAGAAAAAGAAAAAAAAAGCAUCAGCUUGAGGAAGAAGAGCAUAGUUGCGGCCGACCAUCAACGAUCAACGUAUACCAACGAUCGAGCCAACGACCACCACAAGAGGAGCCUGCCGCAGUGCAUUGCAAAGGAGAAAAAAGGCGAGAAUCGCGACAGCAUUGGCGUACGACGUAAACGUAUACAGCGACAGUCGACAGUGAUCUCGGAAAAAAAGAGGGGGGGUUUGCUGGUUCGACGCGACCGCGAUGCCCGUGCCGCAUCGCCACGCUCCUGACGUGAAGAAACACUUUGGAUGGUACUUGGGCACAUCGACGGAAGAGGCUACAUUAUCACGGAGAGUAGUUGGGGACAGGGAAGUACGACGGCUCGUCGCCAGAUAUUAAAUUUACAAGGACUCACAUUAAUACAUCAAAAUGAAAAUCGAUCGCAGUAGAUUGAAAAAAUGCACUUCCGAAGUGCCAGCAGAAUGUCAGGCACUCAUAAGCAAAUUACGCUCUUGCUCGCAUGCAGAGCUGCUAGAAGAACUAAAGCAGAUAGAUGCGUGGACAUUCGGAAAGUGCGAAUUAUUUCAUUGGAUUGAUGUCUUAGAUCUCAGUGACAGUAUUUUAGAAGAAGCUGCAGCAAGAAGUCCAGAUAAUCCAUGGGAAUUAGCAUGCGAUCUUCCUCAGAAUCGAGAGGCAAAAGAGCUGCUUCUUUGGGUUCUCCACUUCACAACAUUGUUAAUUGAGCAUUCAUUUUCACGGCAUUUGUACAACAGCAUGGAGCACUUGGUUACUUUACUAUCAAGUUGUAACAUGAAUGUAGUCCUUGGUGUAUUAAAUCUUCUGUACAUGUUUAGUAAACGCAGUAAUUUUAUUACACGUUUAAAUAGUGACAAACGGCAAGCUUUGCUCAGCAGGCUUAUACAUCUAGCUGAGAGUUGGGGAGGAAAGGAAAACGGUUUUGGUUUAGCAGACUGCUGCAAGGAAUUUCCAGAAAAACCAUUUCCAGCAAGUGCUACAACGUUACACUUUGAAUUUUAUGCGGAAAAUCCGACUGUAACGGAGCCAUCGGCAACUGGUACAUCACUCUCUAGUACAAAAAAAGUUGGUCAAAUGAAUCUUGUAACAUAUAUACAUAUAGAAAAUGUUGAUAAACUCGGAAAAACCCCAGCACAGAUUAUGAAUGAUCUGUUAAAAGUUUAUAACGUACCUCAAGAACGACAGAUGGCUCUAUUGACACAUAUAAGACUAGCGCAUGGUUUUUCGGAUUAUCGAAGACGAUUGCAGUGCGUGCAAGCUCGGCUUCAAGCUUUAUCCGUACUUGUAUACAGCAACGCGUUGCAGGAAAAUGCGCACAGUCUUCUUCAUGCUGGACUUCUUGAAGAGCUUGUGGAAUUGUUGGAAUUACCAUAUACUCACCUUGUUGAGAUACGCGCGGCAGCGUUGCGUACUCUUACGAGCAUCAUACAUUUAGAUCGGAAUCCACACUUCCCCAAAAAACCAGGUUCACGAUUGAACAUGAUUAUUGACGUCACUGGAGCUAGCUCGUAUCACGGCUUUCUACCUGUUUUGGUUCGUACUUGUAUAACAACAUUAACCUCACCACAACCAGAUGGUCAACCAUUUCCUCUCCCGCUUGCGACAGCCUUGUUUAGUUUUUUGUAUCAUCUUGCAAGUUAUGAGGCGGGUGGAGAGGCUCUUGUAAGUUGUGGCAUGAUGGAGAGUCUUUUGAAAGUCAUCAAUUGGCCAGGAAGUGAACUGGAACAUAUAACGUUUGUAACAAGAGCAGUGCGUGUCAUAGAUUUAAUAACAAACAUUGAUAUGCAAGGUUUUCAAACUCACAGUGGUUUAGCUAGUUUCAUCAACCGUUUAGAUAUGGAAGUUAAUGUAUGUCGGAAAGAACAGCCGUUUGAAAUAGAACCACUGCUCUAUCAGGAUGCACCACAAACCUCACGUGAAAGAUCGAUAGAAAGGGAGGAAGGCUCUUCCACAUCACGCCGGGAACACGAGACUUUUGAUGAACGAGAGGAAUCGUCUAAUCCUAUGGAAAUAUCAGAAGAUGAAAAUAUAGUUGCCAAAGCAGAUGAGAAGAACGAGCAGCAGCCAGACUAUUCUGCUGCCAAGACCGGCAAAACGUGUUUACCACAACGAGCAGCACUCCUGAAAUCAAUGUUGAAUUUUCUCAAGAAAGCAAUUCAAGAUCCGGCAUUUUCUGACAGUAUACGACAUGUUAUGGAGGGUACAUUACCAUCGUCUCUGAAGCAUAUUAUAAGUAAUUCAGAAUAUUACGGUCCUUCGUUAUUCUUACUUGCUACCGACGUCGUGACUGUGUAUGUUUUCCAAGAACCGUCAUUAUUAUCGUCUCUACAAGACAACGGCUUGACUGAUGUUGUACUUCAUGCUUUACUCAUAAAAGAAGUUCCUGCCACUAGAGAAGUAUUGGGCUCUUUACCUAAUGUGUUCAGUGCUCUGUGUUUAAAUCAACGCGGUCUUGAAUCCUUUGUGAAACGGCGACCAUUCGAACGCUUAUUUAAAGUACUACUCUCGCCUGUUUAUCUUUCGGCAAUGCGACGGCGACGAAGCGCCGAUCCAUUAGGUGAUACAGCUUCAAAUUUAGGCAAUGCCAUGGAUGAGCUGAUGAGGCACCAACCAAGCUUAAAAGUUGAUGCUAUUGGGGCAAUCAUUAAGCUACUCGAAGAAUUGUGUGUAUUGGGCUGUGAUCCACGGUACAUAUGCUGGCGUGCCGCUAGUAAAUCUGAAAAUUCACCAUCAAACACGGCCUCUGGAAAUCGUCAAACAUCUGGUCAAUCAGUCGGCGUCGGAGUAGGAGACUCUGGUGGCGGUGGUGGAGGAGGCGGCGGCAGCAGUAGUGACGAAGAAGAAGAAGACGAAGAGGAAGCUAGUACAAGUUCGCAUCCUCAACGAGAAGAGCAACCUAGCCUGUCACCUCAACAGCCUGGACCGCCACCUCAACCAAGAGAGAAGACUCCCAUUGCUUUAGUGGAAUAUAUUCACAAUGUUAUGAAAUUUGUGGAUGCUAUACUCAGCAACAAUUCAACCGAUGAUCACUGCAGAGAAUUUGUUGCUCAAAAGGGACUCGUUCCACUAUUAUCGAUUUUGGGUCUACCUAAUUUACCUGUUGAUUAUCCUGUCGCACAAGCGGCUCAAUCUGUAGCCUCUGUAUGCAAAAGUAUCUUGAAUCUCGCACAUGAACCAUUGGUACUAAAAACAGGUUUGUCACAAUUAAAUGAAGUGCUAAAUUUGUUGAAACCACUUCACAAUAAUUUAGAAUCCCCUGGCGCCUCUGUUUUGUUACACGAACUUGCGUCAGCUCCAAAUCUGGAAACCGCAUUUACAAGCGACACUGCUACGCCUUUGUUACACGCUAUGAAUGCAGCCCAUGGAUACGUAGUGAUGUUUGUUCAUGUUUGCCGUACUAGCCAAAGUGAUAUCCGAAAUCUUUCUAUGAAUCACUGGGGUUCCGAAUUGGGUUUGACUGUUCUCAAAGGUUUGUCGGAGCUUUAUAUGUCUCUCGUUUGGGAGAGUACAUUACUACUCGCGUUAUGUAGCGAGGAUAUUAUUCCGGCCGGAUGCGAAUUUGGCAAAGAAGACAUGGAUAAAUUGAUGCCACCCGAGUUAAAAACCGAGGGCGAACCUUCGACCUCUUGGUCCGCUAGUGUAUCCUCGGAUAUGGGAAGUAAUGGAAUGACUACGGCCAUGGAAGCUCUUAGCACAGAUCCGCCACCGGUGCCGAUGGAGGUAGACGACAAACCAAAUGUAAACACCGAUAGGCCCAACAACUAUCAGUUAAAAUAUAUCAAACCUUUACUUGGUGCUUCUUCAAGACUCGGCAGAGCGCUUUCAGAGUUAUUUGGUCUACUUGUCAAACUUUGCAUGGGUUCUCCCAUAAGACAACGUAGAGGACAGCAAAUGCCUCUAACACCCACGUUGCCCUCUCAGGCAGCGCGAAGUGUUGCCACUGCAUUGAACUGCUUAUUGACGCGCGGGUUAUCGUGGGAUAAAUUACCCCCAUCACCGAUUCCCAAAUUUAAACUCACUUUUCUCAUAUGUUCAGUGGGAUUUACAUCACCGAUGCUCUUUGACGAGAAGAGGCAUCCUUAUCACCUGAUGCUUCAGAAAUUUGUCAAAUUGAACGGUCAAAAUGCAUUUUUCUCUACCUUUCAUUGGGCUUUAUCAGGUGGAGGCCAUUUUGCGUUAUCUGAAGGACUGGAACAUCCAAAUCUACCCGAUGGAACUGGCGAGUUCUUGGAUGCCUGGCUGAUGCUGUUGGAGAAAAUGGUUAAUCCUAAGGCUAUCUUAGACUCACCCCACGUGGUCUCAUCAAAGUGUACUGGAAUAUAUAAAGUAUGCGAGACGUUCGAUCCAAUAAGAUACCUCAUCGAUAUCCAUAAAAAAGCUUUCGAGGCGGUAAUGCUGAUGUGGGGUAAAAAACCACUCAAAAACUACGGAGCUCGCAUGACAGAGUCUAUUUUAUCGAUUUUACGACAUAUUCUACGUGGCGAGAAAAUCAUCAAGGAACGCACGGAAAAGGAAGAAAGCGGAGACAAUGCGAUAGCUAGUGGUAGCGGUGCGAGCGGCGUUGGCAGAAGUGGUGGAUCUGAUCGUCGUGAUGAACCAGAGGCGGACGUCAAUCCGGAAUAUUUGAGACAACUGAUGGAUAUGGGCUUCAGUCGAGCACAUUGUAUAGAAGCGUUAUUGCAUACGAUGACGGUAGAACAGGCAACCGAUUACCUCCUAACAAAUCCUGCAACGCUACGUAGACCCGAUGUUCCAGUAAGCGAUGCCAGUGGUCAAGGUUUGAUCAUGGAUUUGGAAUUGGCAGAUGACGAUCAGAUAAUGCAUGCUAUUGCAAUGUCGCUCGGCGAUACAGAUACGCGUAAAAUUUCGGGCAUUGAAGAAAUUCCUUCUCGCGAAACGACCAUCACCGAAAAUAUAGACGAAUUUACGCGUAGUGCACUUGGGCAAUGUCUUAAUCUAUUAGACCUCAUGCCGGACACGGUGUAUAGAAUUUGCGAUCUGUUAGUGACCAUCACUAAGAGAAACGGCGACGAGUGGCGGGACGAUACGUUACGGCAGUUGAUACGCGAGGUCGGACGUCUAGUAGAUUAUCUGAUUGACAUCGCCGAAAGUCAGGAUGAAAAUGCCGGAGCCCGAUUGGUGGAGUGCGAAGAGGCGAAUAAACUUUCUGGCCGUCUUUACCUCUAUACUCUAUUCUUUGAAGGUUCGUUUCAGGAGAUGCGAGUGCCAUGUGCUCUUAUAGUGGAAGAAUGCGCGAUACUUGACAAACUUGUACGGUUGUUGGUGGUGAGCGAGGCUCCGCUCACCGCGAACAAGAAUAAAAUCGCUAAAGACUGCAAGGAUACCAGCGCUGUGUUGAGCAUGAAGACACCAAAGUGGUUAGCGCCUUUAUUACUGCUUAUCGACCGGCUGGAAAAGGUGGCUACUCUCACACAACGAAAGCAGAUGAUGCACAAGAUCACGACCAAAUCGUGGAAGUGGUUUGACUUAAGUACUGGCAAAUGGACCCCCUAUUCGCCUAUGAAUAAUCGAAUCAUCAAUGACGCAUAUUGGGCAGGCGAGUCCAGUGUGCGAAUAUCGUGCAGUCGACGCCGAUAUCUCAUCACCUUUUCCUGCAUGACGCAAGUGAACGAAGAUAGUGAUAAUAGGCGGCCCAUCACGAUGGGCUUUAAGCUCGGCACGGAUAAGGAGGAUGGUGGUUCGGGUUCCGAUUCAAAUAUGGAUACCGACGAGAGUCCGGUAGGAGAGGAGAGACGAAAUACAGUGGUCCAAGGAUUGGAUCCUAGUAUAGCACCGAGUAUUGUACGCGCGUGUGUAAAAUUUUUGGCAAUCCCAGUCGAUCGAGACGCGUUACACGCUGUGUUGAAAGUGUGCCUACGGCUGACGAGGGAUUAUCGAAAUGCGGAGGUGUUCGCGCGGGAAGGUGGUGUUAAGUUGCUCCUCGAAAUGACGCAGAUGUGUAGUUUUACCGGCUGCAUCAAUUUAUGUACAUUACUGAUACGACAUACUCUUGAAGAGCCGCGCACGCUUCGCCUUGCGAUGGAGAAGGUCAUUCGUGCACGCACGCAGAGUAAUAUACCUCCUGCAUAUAAAGAGAUACUUUUUAUGACGCGGCAGAUCAGCAGCGCUGUUUGCCGUAAUCCAGAAGUAUACAAAGAAGUGUGCGAAAAUAUUCUUAGAGUUGACAUAAGUUGCUUAAAAAAAGAUGAUGUUGAUAAUAGGCUAGUCGUGAAAGCCUUGCCUCCUAGUCACUCUCCAGCAUUACCGAUGGUAGAAGAGGUAUCUGUAGGUGUUAUUCGUGAUAUGUUGAACGCGUUGAUUAAGCCAAUGCCAGUGUUAUCGGAUGACGGAUCAGCAACUCCAACAAGCCCUGAAAAAAAGACAUCACAUACGACAACCUCAUCGAUGGGUAACACAUCAUCGUCAGCAUCGUCAUCACGGCGAGAUGUACUGAGGAAUAAUGCAACAACCACUAAUGAUCCCUUGGACGACGACGAUCAAGUGUCGCAAAUUAUUCCUCUAAAGAUCUACACCGACCUCAGUAACAACAGUAAGGUAGAACCGGAGGAGGCAAAGAAGCCUAUUUUAACCAAAUCUGCGAUAUUAAAGAUAUUGGCAGAAGCUGUGAGAUCUUACGGCGCUGUAGCUAGUCUUAUCACCGAACAUACAUACAGAGCUGGACAAAGCGAGAUGGUAUCUGAAGAUACGACGGCUUUAGCGUUCUUGCUAGAUAAACUUUUGCCGAUGUCGCCGGAAAAUUCGGGCGAUCGAACGUGCAGCAGCAUGGCGAGAAUGUUGAUUGCUGCGAUAGCUUCGUGCAAUCAUUCGCCGGAUGUACAGACGACCUUGGUGACCGAAGUGAAGGCAGCUUUGACGAGAACGCUCGUGCUUCCGGAAAGUUCUGAGAAGCACGCGCAGCUUCAGUUACUAAUCGGACUAAUUUCUACCAUGAUUGAUAGUUGUCCACCAAAUAUGUCACAUACUCAGCUGAGGGCUUCUUUGAGAGCCCAUCAAUACAAUAACGUUAAUUACAUCGUCAGAAUAAUGCUGAGAAAGGGUAUAAUCACCGACUUGGCCAAAAUACCGCACAGUCUCGAUUUGUCGAGUCCGAAUAUGGCUGGUACGAUUAACGCCGCGUUGAAACCGUUAGAGACCUUAUCGCGCAUUAUCAAUCAACCAAUACCGGGUGCGGUCAAUAACAAAUUUACGAAGCCGAAAAAUAGGACAGUCCAGGAAGAACCGAUUGGAGAACAGACAGGCACUACGACCUCCGAAGCUACGCAUGCCGUGGGAGAGGAAGCAAAUGAGGACGCAGAGAACACUGAGCACGAUAUUUCUGUAACAGCUGAAAGCUUAGAACCGACGUCGGAGAGUCAGGUACAUGAGGAAGGAGAUGAGGCUGCACUGGAGGAUAUCAUGGAUCAGCUUCUCGAAAGUGUACUGUUUUCCAGGGACGGUUCGGCCGUGGCGGAAGAACCAUCUUCUCGCCCGCACAGGCCAAUGGACAUCGAUGAUGAAAGUCUCGCAAUGCGUGACGCAGAGGGCGAUUUCGAUCCAACUCGAGAUACCACAGUAAGAGAGGACUUAAUGAGCUCGGACUCUGACUCCGAUAGCAAUCCGUCUGAUGAUAAUGAGGACGAGGUGCAGGACGAUGAGGACGAAGAGGAGGAAGAGGAAGAUGAUGGUGAAGAAAACGAAGAAGAAGAGGAAGAGGAGGAGGAAGGAUCGUCCAAUUAUGAAGAAGAUGGAAUAGAAUUUUAUGAAGACGUUGGAGAAGGCGGUGUUUUUCGUAUGUUUCCCUCUUCUGAGCGCGAUGGUGGUAAUGUCGUAAUGAUACAACACAACAUUGAAAAUCAGGACAUUGCGAAUACGUCGACGCCAGUUAAUACGCGACCUAGUCUUCCAUGGAAUACCACAUUCCCGUUACCAUUAGGUCUGUUUGAAGAGCCGCCUGCAGGUUCUGAGAACAAUGGUAUCAGUACUCAUCCAUUACUGAUAUCGCAAGGAAGUUUGGACACUGCAAGUACUAGAACGCGUGUUUUACGACGUGCUAGACAGUAUCAGUACCUUCAGUUAUCCAAUCCACGUAGUUCAAACCCACCUGUAAUAUUACAAAGACUCUUAGGUCCGGCUGCACAGACUCUCCCUUUAUCCGCCAGUCAAGUUUUAGCGUCAAGUUUUAGAGAUACACGUGUUGUCGUAAUGGAUAAUGGAUUGGGAAUAUUUACUAAUCAAGAGGAAGAGCAAAUCGAUUAUGUUGAUCAAUCUGGAUAUCUUUUUGGUCCAAGUCUUGCAGCAACUUUGAAUAAUAUACCAACCGCGUUGCAUUGGUGGAUCGAAGAGAGCAAGCAAUUAGACGGAGAUUCUCAACCGGAUUGUUGCGUUGGUGUUGUUCAUAAACUGAUACCUGGACUAGAAAAGCACAGGAACGCCGAGCUUGCCGAACGCAAAGAGAAACGUAAAAAACAACAUGGAUCAGAAAAAGAGAAUGAAAAGGAUAAUAAAGAAGAAAAAGAAAAUUCAAAUACUGCCGAUGCUACAUUACCCAAUUUAACAUUGGAUGAACAGCGACCAUCAGCAUCAACCUCACUACGAACCGACAUCACCUCGCUUGUUGCUGGAGAAGAAACUGCGGUAGAAACAACAAGACAGGAGCGCACUCCGGAAGAGGACAUAAUCGAUGUAACAGGUGAAAUGGAAGUAACGGUUCAAGAUGACGAGGAACGACUACCUCCACCACCGCCAGAAGAACAGUCGGUCUCCGAUAGUCGUGAUCCUCGCACGGCAAAUCGGAAUCCCACGUUAGAGUUGGCUGAAAGUAUCGUCGAUUCUGUGCUUGGACCGUGCACAUCUGAAGCGACCAUUAGAUUAAACCUACAUGUGUCUAAUGACGCGCCUACGCAUCUUGCUUCAACAGGACAGCCUGGGCGAAGUAACAUAGAAACAGCGAAUGUUCCCGAAUCAUCGUCUAAUCGCACUUCGGCUGCACCAUUAGUAGUAGAUUUUGGUCAAGAAACUAGCGAGGAUCUGUCAAGGGAGAGUAGUGAUUCGGCCGAUUGGAUUCGCAGACUCUUGACGGACGACAGUCAGUGUCGAACGAGCGAUAUUGAUUUACGGCGUGAACGAAACGCCAACGUUGUCAAUCAAGAUUCAACGUCGUCAAUUACGGCCGAGACCACUACUGCGGCAGGGACCUCAGAACAAUCGUCACAGCAACCGUUGCAACAGCAGCCACAACAGCAAUGCAGUAAUCAGGAGCAACAACUACCGGACGGUGUGGAUCCGUCGUUCUUAGCUGCUCUGCCUGAAGACAUGCGCGACGAAGUCAUUGCCGAGCAGCUCAGGCUGCAACGUAUGAGGCAACGCGCGCAGGCUUCUGUAGUUGAGGAGCUUAGCGGACCGGUUGAAGUAAAUCCUGAAUUCCUAGCUGCUUUACCACCGGCGAUUCAAGAAGAGGUCUUGGCACAACAACGCAUGGAACAGCAACGACAUGCGGCCGCAUCGGCGAAUCCGGAGGAUCCCGUGGAUGCUGCCGCUUUCUUCCAAAAUCUGCAACCUUCCCUUCGACAAGCUAUCCUAACUGAUAUGGAAGAGUCUCAAAUAUCCGUCCUCCCACCAGAUUUAGCUCAAGAAGCUCAAAACUUGAGGAGAGAGUGGGAAGCUCGUAAUCGACACAUGAUGCAAGAAAGAUUCCUCAAUCAUGUUAGUCAAAGCAAUACUGCUCUCUCGAGCAUAUUAAGAAAUUCUGGUAGAGCUCGUGGAGGUGGUACUCGAUAUGCGAUUCACGCCGUUCCACAACGAUCUCAAUGGAAUACCUGGAACGCUCGCGGCGAUACAAAUAUGGCUCACCAAGGCGCUGGCUUACGAUUAAGAGGCCGGCAAUUACUCGAUCAUGAAUCGAUGGCUUGCCUGCUUGUGUUAUUAUUUGUUGAUGAGCCAAAAAUUAACACGCUUAGGCUUCAUAGAGUGAUCAGAAAUCUUUGCUAUCACGGUAGCACAAGGGAGUGGAUAGUGAAAGCAUUACUAAGCAUCAUGGAAAGAAGUAACGAUGAGAAUAAGGAUAUAAUGGCAGAUUUCAGUGGAAAAUUUAAGAGGAAAGGAUUAUUAAAUACUCCCAUGGAUUUAUGUUCUCCAAAGAUUUUUGACCAAAGAAAUAACACACAAUCAUGGCUAAAUAUCAGUAUCGACGCUGCACUCGGUUGUAGAGCAAAUGUAUUUCAUAUAGUACGUCAUGCUGGUAAGAAAUCUGAAAGGCAGGGUAAUAUUAUCGCAAUUCACCCGCAAGCUGCACCUACUGUAUGCAGGCAUACUUUAGAACUGUUGAUUUCACUCGCUAAGAGUUUCCCUGGAUAUUUUGUGCCAAUAAAAUCUAAGGAUUUAGACGAUAAAGAUAGUGGUAAGGAAAAAGACGUGAGUGGCAGUAAAGAGGAAGGCGGAGCGAAAAACAAGUCUGCAUCUAAAAUAGGAAGAAGCGAUCUUCCAGAUUUCUGGGAUUUGCUUCUAAAAUUGGAUUCGUGUGCAUCCAAAAAAGGAAAAUCAGUUGCGAGAACUCAUUCGAAUACGAAUUUGGGGAGUGAGCCAGAACAUGGUACAACUUCAUUUGAAGCUUCCGCAUUCGGCCAGCUUAUCUCGAUGCUCAAUUGGUCUGUGAUUAAGCGAAGCAGUCAAUUGACAGAUAAGUUGUUGCGACUUCUGUCCUUGAUCUCUAUCGGCUUGACAGAAGUAAAUCCCUAUCGACGGCAGGAAGGCGGUGCAAAGAACAAGAAAACUGAAAUUAAUAAGGAUCAGAGCGUCGCUGCGCCAGAAGGACACCUCAAGCUGGCCGUACAGGUUUUGACUAGUAAAAGUUGUUCCGAGGAUGGACUUGAAGAUGCAACUGCACUAUUACUUAACCUAUCUCAUUGUCCUGAUCCUACUAGACAAUUAAUAUUAAAAUUACUUUUGGAAGGUGCGAUGGAAUUGGCAAAUAUGGUGUGUGAACAUAUCAACGAUUUGAUGAUGGAAUUAAAAGUUCUAAAUCGUGAAUUAAGUCGAAGAAAUUCUUUGGAGGAUCAACCAUCGACUAGUAGCGGGAAUGGACGAGGAAUUCUAUUAGAUAGAUUUACUAAUGAAAAUGUAGUAGUCACAGCACCGAGUAAAGUUAAAGCUGGAAGUGACCUUCAAUUACCAUCGAUGGCUGCUCUCGUCAGUAAAACCUCUAGUCAGGCAUUUUUUUUGAGAAUACUUAAAGUUAUUGUGCAAAUAAGGGAAGCUGUGCGCUUAGCAAACACCAAGAAAACAACUAAUCAAACAACAGAGACAGUGAUGGAUACAGGCACAACAAGCAAUGCAUCAGAGACAGCUGCCGACAAUGCAGACAUCGAUGUUCCUAUGGAUACAACACAAGCAAAUACUUUAAGUCUUGAGAAUUCAAAGACAUCCUCUUCUCGUCAUGACGAAGAGAAAACUGCACUUCCAUUGCUGAGUGAGAGUUUAGUAUUAGAUAACUUAUGGGAAACUCUUAGCGCUUGCUUACUUGAAUUAGAAUACACUCCUGAUCACCAUGCCGUCCUUGUUUUACAGCCUGCAGUAGAAGCGUUCUUCUUGGUGCACUCAUCUUCAAGUACGUCUCGAGAUCGUGACAGUCGUCUUAACACAACUAGUGAGAAUCGAGAAGUGGUACCAGACUUGGCACCAGUCUCUCCAAUAUAUUCAGACAAUGAAGGUACUUCUCAGUCGGAAGCUCCCACUAAUGCUUCUUGGGAUAUCACACCAGCCCCGCAGAAAACAUUACCACCGGAUCAACUAAAGUUCCUCAAAUUUGCUGAAACACACAGAACUGUACUCAAUCAAAUUCUACGACAAACGACUACACACUUAGCAGAUGGACCAUUUUCCGUAUUGGUGGAUCACACAAGAGUGUUAGACUUCGACGUGAAGAGACGUUACUUCAGAACAGAAUUAGAACGGAUGGACGAGGGUAUACGUAGGGAAGAAUUGGCAGUUCAUGUUCGUAGGAGUCACGUUUUCGAAGAUUCAUUCAGGGAGCUUCAUCGAAGAAAUGCUGACGAAUGGAAAAAUCGCUUUUAUAUCGUCUUCGAAGGUGAGGAAGGACAAGAUGCGGGAGGAUUGCUGAGGGAGUGGUAUGUCAUAAUUUCGAGGGAAAUCUUCAAUCCAAUGUACGCUCUGUUCACCGUUAGCCCUGGCGAUCGAGUAACAUACAUGAUAAAUUCAUCUUCACACUGUAAUCCCAAUCAUUUGUGUUAUUAUAAAUUUGUCGGUCGAGUAAUUGCUAAGGCUAUUUAUGACAACAAAUUAUUAGAAUGCUAUUUUACACGUAGUUUCUAUAAACAUAUACUUGGCAUACUCGUGAAACAUACGGAUAUGGAAAGUGAGGAUUAUAGUUUUUAUAAAGGACUCGUUUAUCUUACGGAACAUAAUAUUUCCGACUUGGGAUACGAAUUAACGUUCUCCACGGAAGUGAACGAAUUUGGUGUCAACGACGUGCGAGAUUUAAUACCAAAUGGACGUAAUAUAAUUGUUACAGAAGAGACCAAACUUGAAUAUAUUAGGCUCGUAUGUCAAAUGAAGAUGACUGGAGCAAUUCGUAAACAAUUAAAUGCGUUCUUGGAAGGCUUUUAUGAUAUUAUACCUAAACGACUGAUCUCUAUAUUUAAUGAACAAGAACUAGAAUUAUUGAUCAGUGGCUUGCCUAAUGUAGAUAUUGAAGAUCUUAAAGCAAAUACCGAGUACCAUAAAUAUACUGCUACGUCUUUACAGAUUCAGUGGUUCUGGCGUGCAUUACGAGGUUUUGAUCAGGCAGAUCGUGCCAAGUUCUUACAAUUCGUUACUGGUACAUCCAAAGUGCCGCUACAAGGUUUCGCCGCGUUAGAAGGCAUGAACGGUGUACAAAAGUUCCAAAUUCACAGAGAAGAUAGAUCAACAGACAGGCUUCCAUCUGCCCAUACUUGUUUCAAUCAACUGGAUCUACCAGUGUACGAGACAUAUGAUAAAUUACGUACAAAUCUACUCAAGGCAAUUCACGAAUGCAGCGAAGGAUUUGGAUUUGCAUAAGCUUACUGAAACACUGUUGUCAUAUACUGUAGCAGUUUAUCAUGUGUUAUUCUGCCUGUUCAGAGUAAAGUACAUUACGAGAACUCGUUCCUUACAUAAUCACGCGUUUAUGCGUUCACGCGUCCAGUCGGUGACGUUCUGGUGACACGCUUGGUCUUCGUUCAAGAUCUAAUGAAAAAUUCGAUAUAUACAUAUAGACGUACGGAUAUGUAUAUACGUAUAAUUCUGAUGUAAUUACGUGAGAAUAACUGUCAAUGAUACCCGAAGCUAGGGUUUAUUUUGUUGAAGAGGAUCUUGGAAGAAGAUGCUGAGCUUAACGAUAAUUCCCAACAAGGAAAGAUAAGGAGAGAUUAGUUCAGUUUUACGCGAUAAGGAUAAGCUAAAGAUAAGAUUCACACAUAACUGUAAUAGUUAGAUACAUAGUUUGUCAUAAGAAAUAAUAUAGGAUGAAAAAAUGUAAUAUACUGCACUUUGAAGUCAGCGAUGUUUUAACCGGUUCGAUAGAUUGAAUAGAGAUACAGCGAUGGUAACGAUAGUCUGGUUCUUUACCAGAAAAAAAGCAGCAAAAGUAUGUCGAUGAAUGCUUGUGAGAAUGAAAGAGAAAUGUGUGAGAGAGAGAGAGAGAAAAAAUUUAAUCGAGAGAUACUGAGCCUAAUUAAAAGAUUUCAAUAUGAAUGCUGUCCUUCCCUAAAAACUGUAUGGUUGUACGCACUAUUAGUAUUAAUAAUUAUAACUAAUUCUUAAUUAUAGUAAUCAUUAAAUAUCGUUUUAAUAUUAAUCAUUCUCGAAAUGUGAUGUUAAACAAGUGUAAUUUCUUUUUCUUGAGAUCUAACGAAAUAAAAUUUACAGUUGAACAGACGUUACUUCAUAAUAACACACAUCGAACGGGAUAUUAGCGAAACACACCGCACACAGGCACCGUUAUAGUUACGGAACUCCUUGCGAAAUUGUUAGGGAAUUAUUGAUUAGAAAUCGCAGAAUAAAGUGAAUGUUGUAUUUCUUAUAAAAAAAA
Trachymyrmex cornetzi is the source of this 14455-nucleotide messenger RNA. RefSeq names its product HECT, UBA and WWE domain containing E3 ubiquitin protein ligase 1 (gene HUWE1). Gene Ontology annotation, biological process: protein polyubiquitination; ubiquitin-dependent protein catabolic process. Lineage: Eukaryota; Metazoa; Arthropoda; Insecta; Hymenoptera; Formicidae. Gene Ontology annotation, molecular function: ubiquitin protein ligase activity; protein binding; zinc ion binding. The record is from RefSeq and is a predicted model, not a curated record. The transcript has 45 exons. The coding region runs from base 784 to 13443 and encodes 4219 amino acids. Gene Ontology annotation, cellular component: nucleus; cytoplasm.